GAAGAUGUCGGAGGUCCUGGAGCACGAGGAGCGGGUCAUCGCCAACCUCAGCAAGGUCCUGGAGAUGGUGGAGGAGUGCGAGCGACGCAUGCAGCCCGCCUGCGGCGACCCCCUCACCCUGGAUGAGUGCGCCCGCGUCUUCGAGACCCUGCAGGACAAGUACUACGAGGAGUACCGGAUGUCCGACCGUGUGGACCUGGCUGUGGCCAUCGUCUACCCACUCGUGAAGGAGUACUUUAAGGAGUGGGACCCGCUCAAGGACUGCGCGUACGGCACGGAGGUCAUCUCCAGGUGGAAGAGCCUCCUGGAGAACGACCAGCUCUUAUCUCACGGUGGGCAGGACCUCUCGGCGGACGCCUUUCACAGGCUGAUAUGGGAAGUCUGGAUGCCAUUUGUUCGAAAUAUCGUCACUCAAUGGCAGCCGAGGAACUGUGACCCGAUGGUGGACUUCUUGGACAGCUGGGUGCACAUUAUUCCCGUGUGGAUCUUAGAUAACAUACUGGACCAGCUCAUCUUCCCCAAGCUGCAGAAGGAGGUGGAAAACUGGAACCCGCUGACGGACACCGUGCCCAUCCACUCGUGGGUCCACCCGUGGCUGCCCCUCAUGCAGGCGCGCCUGGAGCCGCUCUACUCCCCCAUCCGCAGCAAGCUGUCCAGCGCCCUGCAGAAGUGGCACCCCAGCGACUCCUCGGCCAAGCUCAUCCUCCAGCCCUGGAAAGACGUCUUCACCCCCGGCUCCUGGGAGGCAUUCAUGGUCAAGAACAUAGUGCCCAAGCUGGGGAUGUGUCUUGGGGAAUUAGUCAUUAACCCUCACCAGCAGCACAUGGAUGCUUUUUACUGGGUCAUCGACUGGGAAGGAAUGAUCUCCGUCUCCAGCCUGGUGGGGCUUCUCGAAAAGCACUUCUUCCCCAAGUGGCUUCAGGUGCUGUGCUCUUGGCUUAGUAACAGCCCAAAUUAUGAGGAGAUCACCAAGUGGUACCUGGGUUGGAAGUCCAUGUUCUCAGAUCAAGUGCUGGCACACCCAUCCGUCAAGGACAAAUUCAACGAAGCGCUCGAUAUCAUGAACAGGGCAGUGUCCUCCAACGUCGGUGCCUACAUGCAGCCCGGGGCACGGGAGAACAUCGCCUACCUCACCCACACGGAGCGGAGGAAGGACUUCCAGUACGAGGCCAUGCAGGAGCGACGGGAGGCUGAGAACAUGGCCCAGAGGGGCAUCGGCGUGGCUGCCAGCUCCGUGCCCAUGAACUUCAAGGACCUCAUUGAGACCAAGGCCGAGGAGCACAACAUCGUCUUCAUGCCGGUCAUCGGGAAGCGACACGAAGGGAAGCAGCUCUACACGUUUGGCCGCAUCGUCAUCUACAUCGACCGCGGGGUGGUGUUCGUCCAGGGCGAGAAGACCUGGGUGCCCACCUCCCUGCAGAGCCUGAUUGACAUGGCCAAGUAGAGGACAGCAGGCUGGACACGUGCACUGGAGACGGACGUGGUUAUGAAUAAACAGUGUUUGAAACCGGCCUUGAAAGAGUACUUACUCUCCAUCCGGGAGUAUUCCCUAUCGGGUCAGGUUGCCAGCAAAGGACAUAAGACACAAUGCUCAGGAGGUGCAUCUUUAUGCCGAGCCCUUCCACAGCACAUCCUCGUCUAAGGGGGAGAACCGAAUGGAAUAUUCCCGGUGCUCUGCAAUCUGGCCCACUGCAAAGAAGGGGGCUGUCGGCACUCCCUCCGUGGAGCCUCCCCUGUCCUCUCCGGGGGCAGCUGCUUCUGCCUCGGCUGGCACCGUGUCAUGGCGACUUCAGGUCAGCAGCCGAAGGACCUCUUGUCUUGUUCCUGAUGAUUUCAAGGUCCUCACAGUCCCCAUAGUCUGGUUCUUCCCGAAAUGCCCACGUGUCCAUGGGGAGCUGUUCUAACUUCUGUACAGGGAACCAGUGGACGGAGGUGUCGUUGAAUACGUCCGCGUACUGUGGCGUCUCCGGCAGCCCAAGCUCCUCCAGUCCCUGCAAAACCUGAGCAGGAACAUUCAGAUGUAAAAUGUACAAGCCGGACGGUCACAGUAAACCCCACGCUCCUGUGUGUGAUCUGUUAGUCACCCCAUGUUACCUUAAAAAAAAUAAAAGGACUAGGAUAUUUUAACUCAA
Molecule: messenger RNA, 2132 nt
Organism: Lynx canadensis (Canada lynx)
Lineage: Eukaryota; Metazoa; Chordata; Mammalia; Carnivora; Felidae
Gene: TFIP11
Product: tuftelin interacting protein 11
Exons: 7
Coding region: 5-1444 (479 amino acids)
Biological process (GO): spliceosomal complex disassembly
Cellular component (GO): U2-type post-mRNA release spliceosomal complex
Source: RefSeq, a predicted model, not a curated record